Messenger RNA from Globicephala melas (long-finned pilot whale), 8654 nucleotides. Lineage: Eukaryota; Metazoa; Chordata; Mammalia; Artiodactyla; Delphinidae. The record is from RefSeq and is a predicted model, not a curated record.
AGGGCUGGAGGUUCAGGUUCAGGUGGGUACCCUGAUCCGCGCCGCCUUUGGCGGACCCCAAGCCGUAGGAAGUAGCCCUGAAGACCUGAGAGCAAACCCUCCGGGAUGGCCGAGCCGUGGGGGUGGAAAGACGCGUGGACCGCGCGCCGCAGCCCGAGCUCGGGGUGUGACCGCUCGGGGCCGGCCGGGACGCCCUCGUGGUCGAGAGGGACCGCCGGGAGGCCUCUCGAGUGCGCAGGCCCGCGGUGCUGGCCCGCCGGGCUCCUGGCGGAACUGUCCGCCGGCCUGCGCCGCCUCUGUUCUUCAGGCCCCGGCAGUGCCCUUAGCCUUUGGCCCUUCGCGCCGUUUCCGGGAAACGGCGUGUGUCUGGGUGCGGGGCAAGCGUGUCGUCCCCACACCCGGGUGACUGCGCCUCGAGCCACAGCUGGGUCCCGGAUUCGCAGCUGGAGGCAGUGGCUGUGGGGCAUGGAAAGCCAAACUUGCUGAGGACGGGUAGACUGGAGCUCGCUAGAGCUGGGCGGAUACACUUGUGACCUGAAGUCAGCCCUCAGGGCAACGUGCAGUUGUAACCAGCGCAGAAAGCCAGACUCUGACAGCGGGCGUUUAUAGGACAUCAAGCAAAGGAGUGGGAGACAAGCCUCAGAUCCACUCAGACCAGCUCAGAUAAGCCUCCGACCAACUUGAUCUUUGAGGGGAUUUUUUAAAAAGGGGAACAAAGAGGCUGGGAUUCAUCACUGUUUUGUGACAUUUCUGUGACAUUUCUGAAUCUAGUUUCAGGAGUCAGGCUGUCUCUGGUAUACAUUCUCAGGCCAGGCGGUCCAUGGCUGGGGCGUCUGUGAGCUCAUCUUGCCCUGGAGAAACAACCUGAGUGUGUAUUAACGAUGGUGUCUACAAGGGCAAUUUCAGUACAUUAGCGAUGUUAUCAACAGCAGCCAUCUUAGUCACCUGACUCUGGUUGAUUAGUGCUCAGUUAGCACAGGAUUGAGGUCAGAGGGAACAAGAAAGGGAAUAAAGUUUUGGGUGGAGAGACGAAUCAUGAACUCAGUAAGGGAACUCGGUUUUAGGGGGACUUGGUUUCAAUAGCACGGAGAAAUCAGAGAUAAUAUUGCUAAGCAGUGUGGGAAGGAGUUGAGAGGCAGAAGUAAGUGCUUAGACAAGGAAAAGAUAAAUUAUUAACAAAAUGCUUCCUUUUAGAGGCAUCAUGUAACUGAGUUUUUCAUUGCCAAGCACUGUGGCAAACAUCCACCUUCUUAUUUCUCUUCCUGUCCCAUUUCGUGGUCCAGGUGCUCAUGAAGUGUGUGCAGUAUUAUUCAUAGCAGCUGCACGAGGUGGCUGAGGAACAUUUUGCAACAUUAAACAAUUCAUAUCACUCUGAAAUGUAUGUAUUUAUAGGUCUAGAUAUAACAGGAGUGCAGCAUAACACUCUUUACAUUGGUAACUUGGUAUCUAUUGAACACUAGAUUGUGAAUAGUUUUAUUUGUAUAAAAUAAGAUGUAAUUAAACUUUAACAAUGAAAUCAUUAAAUUACUUUGAUUUAUAAAUUUCAAAUGUUUAGACACAUAUUAUUGGCCUCCGUUUGUAUUCGUGCCCAAGUUCUGCAAAUUCAAGGGUGGAGAUAAAAAGAUCAAGUACGUGGGAAUCCCCUGGCGGUCCAGUGGUUAGGAUGCUUUCACUGCUGGGGCCCGGGUUCCAUCCUUGAUCAGGGAACUAAGAUCCCACAAGCUGCGUGGGGAGGCCAAAAAAAAAAAAAAAAAAGAAAGAAAGAAAGAAAAAGGUCAUCUACAAAUGAAGAGCAAAACGGAUAUUUUCAGGUAAAUAAUAAAAUCCAAAUCAGAAUUGAAUACUCAGCAAAACUUUAUUUCAGGGCUGAGGAUAGACUAAAGACAUUUUCAUGCAAAGAGAAACGUUACCAAAACUCUUUACCAAAGGAGCCUCUGUCUUAGUAUGGGCUGCAGUACUGUGACAGGUACCCAAAGGGAAAUGGCUCGAAAGUAAAGGAAGUUUUUUCCUAACCCCCCCAGGGCUGGUGUUGAGGUCAGGUGGCUGCUAUCCUUCAUGAAGUAAUUUAGGGACAAAAGCACAAGUGACAAAAGAAAAAAAUAUAUAAAUUGGACUUCACGCAAAUUAAAAACUUUUGUGUUUCCGAGGAUACAAUGAAGAAAGUGAAAAGCCACCCCACAGAAUGAGAAGAAAUCUUGCAAGUCAUAGAUCUGAUAAGGGUCUUGUGUCUCGAAUAUAUAAAGAAUACUUUCAACUUGCUAACCUAAAAAAUAAAACAGCCAGUUAUUUUACCAGUUUUCUCUAUUUUAUAGAGAAAAAGGAGGAAGUUGGGAGGGGUUGUUUUGAAGAAAAGUCAGUUGGAGGAAAAGGAGAGCUCAGGGUGCUGACAGCUUCUCGUUGGCCUGGCAGCUGCGCCAUCACUUCCCCGUGAGAUGCAGUGAAUCUCCUGUUGGUGAUCCUUCUCCUUAGGUCUGUAACUGACAGUCAGGAGGUACCUGCCUGGGCUUCCCUGGUGGCGUGGUGGUUAAGAAUCCGCCUGCCGAUGCAGGGGACACGGGUUCGAGCCCUGGUCUGGGAAGUUGUGCCACAACUACUGAAGCCCACGCGCGUAGGGCCGGUGCUCCUCAACGAGAUAAGCCACCGCAAUAAGAAACCUGCACACCGCAACGAAGAGUAGCCCCUGUUCGCCCUUGACUAGGGCCUUGACUAGGGCCCUUGCUGCAUGGCCAGUGGCAACUGUGAAGGGAUGGGAAAGCCAAACACAGGACACAGGGUAGUUUCAAAGGUGACAGAGUCAGCUGAUGGGACGACGACAGUGGGGCUGCAACCUGAGAAUGUGGCGGCAGCCAUUGGGCCCCGCUGGCAGCCCAGAGAGAGGCCCCAGUGUGCCCGGAGUGGCCCAGGCCCAGCAAGGAGGCCUCCUGCACUGCAGGAUGAGCACACAGACAUGCUUCUCACAGCCCCACGAGGCUGCUCCAGUAGCUUGAUUUCAGGGGUUACACCAGGGACCUCACUGUGGGCAUACCUGUGAGGGACCCAGAGACCAGUGGUGUAUUUGUCUGUGGAGCUGGGACCCAAGGUCUGCAGGCUGAAGCGUCCCCAGGGUAGACCAGACCACUGGGACGUUGGCAGCAGCCCAGUGACCCCGCUGGGCUUCAGCUUAGCUGAACCUUGGGGGAACCUCACAGGAGGGAGCUACACUGAGCUGGGGACUUUGCUUCAGGUGGCAGAAUGGGGGGUAAAAUUUCCCCCUGCAAACAGGGACACCAGGGUCAGGGUGGCUGCACGCAGAUGGGCUGUUUCAUUAGAGUAGCCAGGUUGCCUGGGGUUUCCUCAUUAGUUGCGGGAUGUCAGGCUGAGUGACAAGGCCAGUGUCUGGCUCAGCGUUAUGGCUGGUCCCAGGCCCAGCGCUUUAGCUAGGAGUUGGCGCUGCUGACCCCGCGCCGCCUCUGGGUCCAGUGGUCACUGCCAUCGCCGAAGGCGCGACUUGGGCUCCCUGCCGGGCUUCGUGCCUCUCCUGCCCUGCGGGGACCGGACGAGGAAGUGGCACUGGGUGACUGGCAGCAUCCUGGGAGGCUAUUCUCUGCAAACAGGGAUUCCAGGAAGGGGACAGCAGGCACAGUUGGAGCGGGCCUCUCACUGUCGCGGCAUCUCCCGUUGCAGAGCACAGACUCCAGACGCGCAGGCUCAGCGGCCACGGCUCACGGGCCCAGCCACUCAGCGACAUGUGGAAUCUUCCCGGACCGGGGCAUGAACCCACGAACCCGUGUCCCCAGCAUCGGCAGGCGGACUCUCAACCACUGCGCCACCAGGGAAGCCCCCAGGCUUAAGGGUGCUUUUAAGGAGCAUUUUGCAGGGAGGCGGGGGCGAGUGACAGGGGAUCAUUAUUUGAUCGACAGUCCCAAGCUCUGUAACAAGUUUACUGCUGCGCAUUCUCUCAUCCUUCAAUCGCUAAGAAACGCCCACGGGGGCGGGGGGCAAAACCAUACAUGGAUUUUAUUAUAAUGAUGGUAUAAUGAGUUUGGGUUUACUAUAGGUUAUACACCUGUCUGGUCUGGGCAUGCGCAGCCCAGGGAAGUUCCCUUGUGUUACUGUGCCCCUCUUUAACAGGAUAAGCUGCCCACAAUAUGACCAUAGUUUCAACUGUUCUGGGUGGGGUCAGGGGAGAGUCCCCAGAUGGUUGGGUGUGACUCGAUUGCUUCUUCUCGUCUUUCUCGCCACUGUCACCUCCUUGCUGCUAAUGUCUGACUAACUACCUAACAAAAGGAGAGCAGAAAUGUAAAGGUGGGAAACAGGAGAGAACAUACGUGAGCAUUCAAGGGCCAGGCUCAGUCUGACAGCCUGAAUUAAGGACUUUAGGAAGAGGUAAGAGUAAACCCUCAAGAGCUUGCUUAGGGAUGAGUCAUCAGUAGAAACAACUGAUUAGUGAAAUAAUCAAUGACAUCAUUUGCCAGGAUUGAAGGAUGGGAGUUUCCAGACUGAGGGCCCUUUGAGUGCCCAACACAGUAACAACCGAGGGACAUGGAAGCACCACGUUGUGAAACUUCAGGAGAAGAUCUUAAAAACUUCCAGGGAGGAAAAUGUCCCCACUGCUUGUAAAGGAUUAGAAAUUAGAAUAGCUGUGGAUUUCUUCACAACACUCCUAGGAGGGAAGAGAAAGGGAGCAAUGCCUUCAGAGUUUGAAGGAAGGAGAUUCUGACCUAGAAUUCUAUGUCCAGGCAAACUACAAAUCAAGUAUGAGGGCAAAAUGAAGACAUUUUCAGCUUUGCAAUAUCUUUAAAAAAAUGAUCUCCCAGACACCUCUUUUCAGCUUCACCAAAACAGGAAAGUGAAUCCAAGAACAAGAAUAUAUGGCUGAGGAGGGCAACACAGGGAGCGAGAAGGGCUCCUCCUGGAGAAGGAGGAACACCCCAAACAGAAAGACUACCUACCCAGCCUGGGAGCUAGCUCCUCUCCCUGACUACCCUCACCCCACAGGGAACAGGUGGCCACGGAAAGUCCACGGAGGCACGGGUGCGCCGUGGUUUGGAGCAGCGGUACCCAAGUGUGGCUGAGAAGGAAUGAUGUGCCCUAACUGGGUUUACAGGGAAGCCUGAGGACCCUUUUAGCAGAAGGCAGGAGCUUUCUAAUCCCUGCAAGGCAGUAGGGGAGACCUGCGGGAACUAGAGGAAUUCUCCAGAAAUGCCGCAGGCUUGAAUAUGUCUUCCUCUCCUGGGGCCGGAGGGGGAGGGGGGACGUAAGACUUGUUUCUCCAUUUACCGUUUAUCUUGAACUUUGUACUUUAUGUGUGCUGCAUCCUGUGUUUGUAGACUUGUGACUGUGUAUAUACACACACACAACACACAAAAGUGUCGUCGCCUGGAGGCUUUCUCCCCGUCCCGCCCUGACAUCUCAGCACCCACCGUCCACGCGCUCCACCGGGUCGGGAGGUGACGGCGCUCGCCUCCGCGUCUGAAGCUAGGAGGCUCCUCCUCCGCCUUCUGGUCGCCGUCCCCACGUCUUCUUAGGAAGGGGACACAACCCGACUGGCCAGCCGGCCGCCCCGAUUCUCCCUCGGUGGGGACGCUUGCCCACACCGGCCGGUACCGGGGAAUACUCACGGACCCUUCUGCACUCGCCCUCGCCCUCCCCGGCGGCCUUCCGCUACCAUCCUAGGGCGUGGGCCAGACCCAUAGGGGCUGCCCCAGGCCCAAACCAGAGGGGCGCGCGGAGCCAAGGGGGGCCGACGCGGGGGUACAGCCUUGCCCCACGCCCCUUGCUCCACCUCCAGUCCCGCCUUCCGCCCCGUGCCGGGCCCCCUUCCUCUUCUGGCCCCACCCCGCGCCCCCAUCCACUUCCGGCCCCGCCCCAAGUGCCCGGCCCCGCCCCGUGUCCCCGCCCCGCGCCCUGAGCCCCUGUCCACCUCUGGCCCCGCCUUCUGCCCCGCCCCGCGCCCCGAGCCCCCUUCAAACUCCGGCCCCGCCCCGCGUCCCGGGCCAACUUCGCGUCUCUUCCCGGCUCUCCGAGACUCCGAGCGGCGGGGACGCGCGGGAACUGCCCGGGACGGCGCGAUGCAGUCGAGUGACCGUCAGGCGGAGGCCCCUGGCCGCGGCCCGCGGGUGCUGGUGGUGGGCGGUGGCAUCGCGGGGCUGGGCGCGGCGCAGAGGCUCUGCUGCCACCCGGCCUUUCCGCACCUGCGGGUUCUGGAGGCCACGGCCCGCGCCGGUGGCCGCAUCCGCUCGGAGCGCAGCUUCGGUGCUGUGGUGGAGGUGGGCGCUCACUGGAUCCAUGGGCCCUCGCAGGGCAACCCCGUCUUCCAGCUGGCUGCCAAGUACGGGCUUCUGGGGGAGAAGGCAUUGUCGGAGGAGAACCAGCUGAUCGAGACCGGGGGUCACGUGGGCCUGCCCUCUGUGUCCUAUGCCAGCUCCGGGGGAAGUGUGAGCCCUGAGCUGGUGGCGGAGAUGGCCAGACUGUUCUACAGUCUCAUAGACCAGACCAGGGAGUUCCUGCAUGCGGCUGAGACCCCCGCCCCCAGUGUCGGGGAGUACCUCAAGAAGGAGAUCUGCCAGCACAUGGCCGGCUGGACAGAGGAGGAGGAGACCAAGAGGCUCAAGCUGGCCAUCCUGAACAACUUGUUCAACGUGGAGUGCUGUGUGAGCGGUACCCACAGCAUGGACCUGGUGGCCCUCGCACCUUUCGGGGAGUACACUGUGCUGCCAGGGUUGGACUGCACCUUUCCUGGAGGCUACCAAGGACUCACAGACCGCAUCAUGGCCUCCCUGCCCAAGGACGUGAUGGUUUUUAACAAGCCAGUGAAGACCAUUCACUGGGAUGGGUGCUUCGAGGAAGCUUCUGCUCCUGGGGAGACGUUUCCGGUGCUGGUGGAAUGUGAGGAUGGAGGCUGCUUCCCAGCGCAUCACGUGGUCGUCACCGUGCCGUUAGGACAGAGUUACUUGGUUGUGCUUUGUAGCAGUCGAGCGCUUUGGAAUAAAGUUUCACAGGAAGAGAAAAUGCAGGGCAGCAAGAGUCUUACUCCUUUUGGAGGUUUUCUUAAAGAACGUCUGGACACCUUCUUUGAGCCACCGCUGCCCACCGAGAAGGCGGAAGCGAUCAGGAAAAUAGGCUUUGGGACCAACAAUAAAAUCUUCCUGGAGUUUGAGGAGCCUUUCUGGCAGCCAGACUGCCAGCACAUCCAGGUGGUGUGGAGGGACACGUCGCCCCUGGAGGACGCCGCCCCCAAGUUGCAGGAUGCCUGGUUCAAGAAGCUUGUUGGCUUUUGGGUCCUGCCUUCCUUCGGGGAAUCCCCGGCUCCCCGCGCCCAGGAGUGUGCUGAGGUCCCGCUGGCACAGUGCCCCAUACACCCGGGGCUCCUACAGCUAUGUGGCCGUGGGCAGCUCCGGGGACGACCUGGACCUGCUAGCCCAGCCUCUCCCUGCGGACGGCAGGGGUGCCCAGGGCUGAAGAAGAUGCAGAGCAGCCUAAAGCUGGUGGACUGUAUCAUCGAGGUCCAUGAUGCCCGGAUCCCACUUUCAGGCCGAAACCCUCUGUUUCAGGAGACCCUUGGGCUUAAGCCUCACUUGCUCGUCCUCAACAAGAUGGACCUGGCGGAUCUGAAGGAGCAGCAGAAAAUUAUACAACACUUAGAAGGAGAAGGCCUAAAAAAUGUCAUUUUUACCAACUGUGUGAAGGAUGAAAAUAUCAAGCAGAUAAUCCCGAAGGUCACGGAGUUGGUUGGGAGCAGCUACCGCUAUCACCGAGGAGAGAACCUGGAGUACUGCAUCAUGGUGAUUGGGGUCCCCAACGUGGGCAAGUCAUCGCUCAUCAACUCCCUGCGGAGGCAGCACCUCAGGAAAGGAAAAGCCACCAGGGUGGGCGGCGAGCCUGGGAUCACCAGAGCUGUGAUGUCCAGGAUUCAGGUGUGUGAGCGGCCGCUGAUGUUCCUGCUGGACACCCCUGGGGUGCUGGCUCCCCGGAUCCAAAGCGUGGAGACAGGCCUGAAGCUGGCCUUGUGUGGAACCGUGCUGGACCACCUGGUGGGCGAGGAGACCCUGGCUGACUACCUUCUCUACACCCUCAACAGGCGCCAGCUCUUGGGGUACGUGCAGCACUAUGGCCUGGGUGAGGCCUGCGACGACAUCGCCAGUGUGCUAAAGCGUGUGGCCGUGAAGCUGAGGAAGACCCAGAAGGUGAAGGUGCUGACGGGCACUGGUGACGUCAACGUUGUCCAGCCCAACUACCCUGCGGCCGCCCGAGACUUCCUGCGGGCCUUCCGCAGCGGGGUGCUGGGCCCCGUGAUGCUGGACCGGGACCUCCUGCAGGGCCCCCCUGCGGCGGAGCCCUGACUAGUCCAGCAGGAGGGCCUCGCGGCUCCACGGCCAGGGGUGGGCACCCGGGAGUCCCCUGUCCACAGGCUCCUUGCUGGUCACUGUAUACUCCCCGGUCUCUGCUCUAGGAAGGAGGCCAUGCCCUCCUGCUGCACAGCCCAGCCCCUGGUUACAGGGGACUGAGCCUGGGUGUGGACAUCAGGGCAGUGGACGUCCCUGGGUUCCUGGCGGGGGGAGGAAACUCACUCAUGUUCAGUAUCUCCUAAAUAUUCUCUUGAGGAGAAGCUGGUGUUUUCUCAGAAGGAGUUGAAAGUGUAAUCUGUAAUUUUAAAAUUAAAAGGCCUGUCUCUG